Striga asiatica is the source of this 1853-nucleotide messenger RNA. NCBI's taxonomy places the organism in Eukaryota, Viridiplantae, Streptophyta, Magnoliopsida, Lamiales, Orobanchaceae. The record is from the annotation of a GenBank genome assembly.
AUGCUCUGGGUGGAGAAGGAAUAUUCUGGAUCUCUUUUGCUCUCGUCUUAUGCAUCUCGCAUGCUCAGACUCUGGGAAUUUACUUUUUCUAGCCAAAUAUUUUUCAUGAGGUGUUGGGCGAUGGAGGAUAUUGGGCUGUUCAAUCAAGGGUUGAAAUGGUUGCAAUCGAAGGACUAUUAUUCUGUGGCAUGGACUGUUUUGAGCUGUUUAAGAGAUAAGAUCGGGAUUUUCAUGGAACGGCAUUGGCCGAUGGUUUGUUGCGGGUGUGCAAAAUUUGGGAGAGGUUUGCUCUUUCUGUUGGUUUAUUGGAAAAAUUGUUCAAUUUCUGGAUUCCAGUCAUUUGUAGGGCUGGGAUCGGCUGCUCUGCUUGUCAUUAUGUGGAGUUGCUUCCUAAGCUUGACGUCAAUGUCCUGUCUUCUGUAUGUGCUGAUUAGUAUGGGUGCGGCUGGGGCUGCUGUUCAAUAUUUAGGCUACACUCCUGGACUUUUUAUCGUGGGGCUGGUUGCCAUUUUAGUUUUGUGGAUGUAUGCUAACUUUUGGAUAACGGGUACCUUGUUCAUAGUUGGGGGCUAUCUAUUUUCAUUAAACCAUGCAAGACUGCUGGUGUUCAUGGCGACCCUAUAUGCUAUUUAUUGUGUCAAAGUACGCGUAGGAUGGGUUGGAGUUUUUCUUGCGGUUAACCUUGCCUUCUUAUCAAAUGAUGUAUUGGACUACUUGAUCAAACGGUGUGAUAAUCUGAGUGAAAGCAGUCAUUUUGAGGAGCAAAAAGAAUCUGUUUCCUUUACAGAAGAUGAUUUCUCCACUGAAUGUAAAUAUUCUGCCCCUACUGAAGUAGAAGGAGAAGAAGAGAAAGAAAAGAUCCACUCAUAUAAAUCAGCCAGCAAACCUGCUAGUCCUUCAUCUUUUGUUGAAAAGGCAAAAGAAGCUGUUGCUAAGAAAGUGGUUAAAGAAGAUGCUGAUUCCAUAACUGAGAUGAAAAGGAUUUUAAAUAGUGGAAAUCACUAUGAGGCCCUGGGGUUUCCUCAGCAGAAAAAAAUUGAUGUCUUGUUAUUGAAGAAGGAAUACCGUAGGAAGAAUACCACUGACUUUUGUUCUGAGGAGUCGAGGCGGAUACAGUGCACAAAGUGUGGGAAUUCACAUGUCUGGGUUUGCACAAACAGAACCAAGGCCAAAGCUAGAUGGUGCCAGGAUUGUUGUCAGUAUCACCAAGCCAAAGAUGGCGACGGGUGGGUAGAGUAUAAAGGUUCUCUGGUGUUUGAUCAGCCCCAAAAGGUGGAGAUACCUCGUGCUUUUGUAUGUGCUGAAAGCAAGAUUUUUGACGUGUCAGAGUGGGCCAUAUGUCAGGGCAUGGCUUGCAGGCCCAACACCCAUCGACCCAGUUUCCAUGUAAACAUGGUUGGGCUUGAAAAAUCAAGCCAAAGGUCCAACUCUAGCCGGUACCCAUGGGAUUUAGAUGCCGAGAUGAUGGACGAAGAGGAUGAAUUCGAGAUGUGGCUCCAGCAAGCCCUUGCUUCUGGCCUUUUUAGUGAGUCCUCCAAACGCAGGAAAAGUUGGAGUCCCUUCAAACUGCCCCAGAAGAAAGGGAAAAAACAGUGGCGUAGGGCAUCUUAGAAGACAAAAAAUUUUGCGGCUAAUGUAUUUUAUUUAUUGGCACCAGUCGGACAUUUUCUACCACAACGCGCAGUCAUUGCCUCGUGAACAAAGUGGAAUUGAUGUUGUGGGAGGUGGAGAAGAAAAAAAGAAAAAGAAAAAGAAAAGACUACAUGUCUUUACACGGUUCGUGUGUGUAAAUAAAAACUUGUUGUGUUGUUAUUCUAACAUCAGUUUCUGCAUGUCUCCUUGAUGUUUAGAAU